Dendroctonus ponderosae (mountain pine beetle) is the source of this 4393-nucleotide messenger RNA. RefSeq lists its product as uncharacterized. The record is from RefSeq and is a predicted model, not a curated record. Bases 452 to 3151 code for a protein of 899 amino acids. The transcript has 16 exons. Gene Ontology annotation, molecular function: nucleic acid binding; 3'-5' exonuclease activity. Gene Ontology annotation, biological process: nucleobase-containing compound metabolic process. NCBI's taxonomy places the organism in Eukaryota, Metazoa, Arthropoda, Insecta, Coleoptera, Curculionidae.
UCAAUUUGGCAACAAAAAUAAAGGAAAUCCAAGAUGGCGCGAGCCAUUUUGACGGGCUGAGCCAGUGUGACAAGUUUUUCGGAUUAUUUUUAAUAUUUGUGUUUGUUUUUGAUCAAAAUUACCCAACCCAUUUCAGUUCCUGUCCGGUGCAUGUGUGUGUGCAGUGAAACUGUCCGAAAAACAACUUAAGCCCCGGAAAAUCACCAGGAAAAGUUUACAACUCAUCACAACACCUCAAGAUUUUUUUGUUUUUUCGAUAUUCAGGGUCAGGCCUUCUUAUUGGCAAUUCUCACGCAGGGGGGCUCAGGGAAAAUAUAGUUAUCGGAAACAAACACCGCAAUCUUCAAAAAACUGCCAAAUCGAACCGAUGUCACUCCAAAUUCAUCUAGAGCAACAGAUAUAGUUAAGAAGAUCAGAAUCAAACACAGAAGGUUUUAACGGCUGAUUAACCAUGGAAGCAAUCCAGUACGAGUUAGCUCGCAACAUGACACUGUUGUUCUUUUUUGAGCGGUUGCUGGAUAAGGGCGAGCCGCGCACUUUACACGACCUCAGUUGCCAAUUUGGCUCCAAAGGAUUCACGAAGGAAAUGAGGCAAAUCGCUGGGGGGUCUCAGAGUGGGCUGAAAAAGUUUCUCGCCCAGUACCCGUCGCUGUUUUCCAUGGAGGGAGAAUAUGUGACGAUCAGCACCUUCCAACACUCUGGAAGCAAGAGCUCAACAGGCACCAAAGACUACAACACCCAAGCAGUGGAAUACUUUUCUGAGAAACUGCUCCAGUAUGGGGAAGGAACGGAGGUACCUAUUCGGAGCCUUUUGGGGCACAGGUCUCAGGCUUCGCCGGAAGUUCGCCACGUGUCCGGGCAACAUUUCCACGAGUUUAGGGAGUUUCUGUUGAAACACCCCAAAACCUUUGGAAUUGACGAUGAAAAGGAAACUGUCAUUUUAACUAAUUAUGAAGAGGUUCGUUUGCAAUGCCCAAAUACUGAACUGCACUUUCAUCCGGAUGCGCAAAUUGAUCCGCAAGAAACCCAAACUCUAUUGGACUUCUUGGCCGAAUGCAUCGAAGUCAAGGGGCCGAUAUUAGUAGAGCAGCUCUUCCAGAUAGUCAGUUGCAAUAUGGAUGAGAACGUCUGGUCCAACCUUUUCAAUAAUCCCACUCAACUGUCCAGCUUUCUACGACUAUUCUCGGAUAGCUUCCACAUCCAGUCCAAUCUGGUGACUUUGCUGCAGAGCCCCAAGAUUAGCCAAAAGCACAUCACUGCCCAGGUGGAUUUAAUCAAAGAGAACAAACUGAAAGAACAGGAGAGAAGCAACGAAGAGGCGAAGAAUGCCAAAAACAUUUCCAAUAACAUUGCCAGCGAAAAGGUCGAUCCGAAACUUCCAACGCAAAACUCCGUAGAAAAGGUUGAUAGAAGUCCCACACAGAGUCCGGUUCAGUCGGCCCCACUUAGUCCUAGAUCGAUUAGUGACAGGCUGAAGCAGCCGAAGUUGCUGCAGAAGAGAGUGGAGGCGCAACAACAGAAAUCCUUAAGCCCCGAACCGCCAGCUCCCCAAAGUGCGCCCAUUGAAGACAAGAAAGUGAACUUCAAAAUCGGAAAACAAAUCACGCCAGUGACUCAGACGGCCCCAGAAAGCCCCGAACUAUCAAUGGUCGACCCUCGGAAUGUCGUCACUAAGCAAACGAACUACAACCAGAGCUUGAAGCAGAGAAUCAACAACUUGGUGUUGAAAACCUUGCAGGAAAACACCGGCCGAGAUCGCCAAUCCAUGCUAAACCAGCAACCGUACAAUGACACCUGGAAGAUCAAACUGUUUCAAAACACCCGAGUGAUUUGCAGUGUGCGAGAAUGCCAGAUGGUGACUGAUGAUAUUUUGGCUAGGAAAAAUAGCAAAGCAUCCAACAGCGACUGGCCAUUUACAGAGGACAAAGUGAUCGUCGGCUUGGACUGCGAAGGAAUUAAUCUGGGCGUUAAAGGCCAGUUGACUCUGCUGCAAAUCGCCACAAUGGCCGGAUUCGCUUAUGUCUUCGACCUGAUUUCCUGCCCUCAAAUGAUCGAAGCCGGGCUGAGGAGAAUUCUGGAAAGCCCCGAUGUUAUUAAGAUUGUCCACGACUGUCGCAAUGACUCAGUAAACCUAUUCCGGCAAUUUAACAUCGUGUUAAAUUGCGUCUUUGACACUCAGGCGGCUCACGCAGUGCUAACUUUCCAAGACACCGGUCGCCCAGUUUACAAGGCGAAAAGCGUCGCCCUCAAUGCGCUGUGUGAAUUAUACGGAGCCACCAUCAAUCCGAUGAAAGAUCAGCUGAAGAACAUUUACAGGCGCGAUCAAAAGUACUGGUCCAGACGGCCACUGACUAGGGAGAUGAUCUUGUAUGCUUCUGCGGACGUGCUGAGCUUGGUCAGCGAGAAAAUCUUCUCGGCCAUGGCCAGUGCCAUUGCCGAAGACAACCGCAAACUUAUGAUGGAAUUGUGCGAGGAACAGGUCUACUUGCACAUCAGUCCCGAUGAGGUGAAGCUGAAGAAAAGACAGAGGAAAACUGAAACGGAAGUGAAGGAACUCAGGGCCAAAUUGGCACAAGCUGCCAAGAGCAUUGUACUUAGCAAUAGAGAAGUGAGACUGUUACGGUAUAUUGAGUUGACAGAGGAGGAAAAGGAGAAGCUGAAGUCCUCAGCGAAAGUUGCCAAGAAACUGGAGAAACUAGAGAGUCUGGGGCAGGAGAAAGACAAUGAGAGUUCCGAUGAGGACGGAGAAAACGACGACGGUUACCCUAGCUUUGAUAGCGACAUGACUUCGCCUAGAAACUCCGAGCCCACGAGUUUAACUGAAUCUAUGCAACUAGUAGAUUCAAUUUUAAACGACAAUAAAAUAGACCGCCUGGAUAAGAUCGACAAGCUGGAGUCCAUCCUCAGUUCGGCGGCUUUACUGCCAACUGAUGGGGAGCCAGCAAAGUGUUGCUGUAAUUGCCACAAUAAUAAAGUCAACGGGUUGAAAGUUGAUCGAGUACUCUCUCCUACUAACGAAUACGUUAGUAGCAUCUUAGAGGUGGGCGACAUUGUAGAUGCCAAGGAAAACCACAGCAACGUGAGCACCCAGACGCUCAGCACUGGUGAAAUAGUGGUGACGAAGAUUUUUUUCAAUGAAGCCACUGAUUGAAUAAUUAGUGAAUUAGUGGCCAUUUUAUAGCUCGGAACAAAAGUGGUAAGCUUUCACAACCUCGAAUUGUAUUCGUUUAUAUUUGCUUACCACACUUGAACGGAGGAUAUAAUUUAACAAUCUUUGGUUGUUGAUUAUGACCAUUGAAGCAAACAAAUCAAAAACUAAUAUUCUUUUUGAUUAGAUCUGAUUUCAGAAUCCAUCUGAUUUUAGACAGCUGUUAACAGCAAUAAUGUCUUCUUUAACUUAGUGGUUCUCCAACUGCACCUCCACUUUUUACGAGGUACAGGAACACUUAGCUGUAAGUGAUCUUUAUACAUAAUCAUACUAAUGCUCAAUAACGUUUUUAUCCUAAAUAAGAAAACCUACAAAUAGUAGAAAAGUAUCCAAGGGCCUUAACCAUGUGCAUUAUAGAAUAGGUUUUAGAAUGUUUUCAAUCAAAUGUGUAUACUAGAGUUUUAGUCGGCAAUUAAUCCUGCGGUUUUGCAGCAAACUGGGUGCUCUAAGUAGAACGAUUUUUUGUGUUUGUCGAGUGUUUCAGGGUGAUGUGACACGAUUGCAAAUUCGGGGUUUUAUGUAACCAACAAUGUUCCAUGGAUUGUUACAAGAAGUUUUCCAAACUCACCCUGAACUUGGUAUUGUGAUAAAGUUGUUUAGUGGUAGAUUCAUGUUAAGCAUAUUUAUAUGGAAGGAAAAAAGACCGUGCCUUAAAUCUAAACUGAUAGUCUCACGAUUGAACCCGUAAAUUUUACCCUUUUUUAUUUGAUCGACUAAAAACCAUUGUUUAGAUUCUAUGGAUAGUACUAGUAGGUAAUCGACUGCAAUUAUAAGUUUUUUAUAUUAGAAAAUUGAAAGCAAACUUGUAUAGAAUUUGCCGCCAUAUUUCGUUGUACACUGUGCGUGCGUUCUGUAACUUUAUAUUGUGUUUACUACAAUUGUCCAUGCAGUAUAUUGCAUAGUUGUUUCUUAGCCAAGAGGUUUAGUCUAUGGACCUGAUUGUAUACUAUCAAAUGCAGCGCAUACGUUUAAAAUUGUUGUCUAUAGAGCGAAUCCAUGGCUAAGUAGGUAUAGCUAAUUUUUUAUUUAUGAAUUAUACCUAUAUUUAUUGGAGGUUUUUACGUCUUAAAGCCGUUUUAAGACAGUGAAGACCCUAACAAUGUUAUUAACUCUAAUAAGCAAUAUUUGUGUAUUAUUAAUACAUAUUAUGUUUGCUGGGAAUGGUUUAAUAGACUUAUAUUAUUA